AUGACCAGCUCUCCAAAGGUUCACAACACCAUAGCUGUGAACUCGGGAUGCCUUUGCUUCGGUGAACUGCACAACAUUUGGAAUGGCGCAUCGGUGCCCGUUCAAUUUGAAGGCUUGCCCUCCCCUCGACCCCGACUAUCUGGGACCGUCAAGGUGCACCGUAUUGAAUACAAUAUCGCUGCGCGGAACGGGAUAUGGAAUGGCUUUCGACUCAUAGACCUCAAAACCAAAAAAGUAGCGGCAUGGUUUCUCGCCCACUCCGACGUCGAUCCCGAGAAAGAAGUCGACAAGAUCCUCCGUGUUUCUGGAUCACCUUACGAGGACGAGAGCGGGAGCAGCUUCAAUGACGACAAGACCGCCGCAGAAGGCGUCUUUGUUAUCAACCGCUAUGAUUGGGGGUAUUACGACGAACGGUCGCGGGAGAUCGUGGAGCCUGAGGAAAUCAACGAGGAGUUAUUUGCAUCAGUAGGUCUCGUCGACCUCAGUGCGGCCAAGCCUACAGUAGACCGAUGGAAGGAUCACCGUUCCAGGGAGAGGCAGUGGCUUGAGGGCGGUGCGUGGCUUCAUAUUCCUAACGGGGAAUAUUUGUUUGGGCGCUUUGGUUUCGAUGACGAUCAUGCCGCAGCUCGUUCGUUUCUCUUCUUCACCACCAACACUUACUUCACCCGGACCGCUUUUGACGGCCUGGAACGGACCUUGAGGAAGGAAGUGACCCCGGAGGAGAGGUUCGAGCGCAAGCUACAAGAGGGCUUCGACUUCUCCGGACUAGAGACACUUCGCGAGCUAUCUCGAGUACCCGAGCAUAGUGGUGUAUCGCGUCCGCCACGGGCCGACUGUCUUGGACCCUACCGCCAGAGCGACCAUGUCUUGAGAGCACAGGAGAUCGAUGCAAUCCGCGUGUAUCGGGACGCCGAAGAGCUGAAGCUGUUUGUUCAUGGACGCGACCUCAGCCAUCUUCGUAUGGAAGGAGAGAUUGGCGAAUUUAUUGAGCCUUGGGCAGAGCCACUGUACGAUGUUGUGAACGAGAUGGUCCUGAGCUAUCUCCAACGGAGCGUCAUCCCGAACAUGGCCAACCGUGGGGUCUCUGCCGCCGCCGAACUGUUAUUCCCUCAACAUACUCCGGAGGAAGACACCGGGAAGUUGGAUGUUUGGUGCCACCGCCAUUUCAGACAGCCAGACGCUCGGCCAAUACCCAACUUCGACAGUGCCUACGUGGGCAGCCGGAUCGCAUCAUUCCUGUCUCGAUCCGCAGACGCGUCUGCUGUGUUUGAGGACGAAUGCGUCGCAGGGAUUACAAGGGCGGUGGCCUACAUGCUUACCGACGUGUUGGAACGGGCUAGCAAGGGUGCGCACCAAGACGAUAUGCGCACCAGGAUCAUGCCAAGUGACGUCCGUAUAGCCGUCUCCCUUAGCUCCGAGCUGCAUGAUCGUUUCCGGUUUUCAAUAGUUUACUGGGAAGGGAGGACUGGCUCAGUUUCCCCAGAAUGA
Messenger RNA from Chaetomium globosum CBS 148.51, 1488 nucleotides. RefSeq lists its product as uncharacterized. NCBI's taxonomy places the organism in Eukaryota, Fungi, Ascomycota, Sordariomycetes, Sordariales, Chaetomiaceae. Gene Ontology annotation, molecular function: protein heterodimerization activity. The transcript has a single exon. The record is from RefSeq and is a predicted model, not a curated record. Bases 1 to 1488 code for a protein of 495 amino acids.